Messenger RNA from Trypanosoma theileri, 2088 nucleotides. RefSeq names its product NADPH cytochrome P450 reductase B. Gene Ontology annotation, cellular component: cytosol. The transcript has a single exon. The record is from RefSeq and is a predicted model, not a curated record. Gene Ontology annotation, molecular function: NADPH-hemoprotein reductase activity; flavin adenine dinucleotide binding; FMN binding. Bases 1 to 2088 code for a protein of 695 amino acids. NCBI's taxonomy places the organism in Eukaryota, Euglenozoa, Kinetoplastea, Trypanosomatida, Trypanosomatidae.
AUGAGGCGUCCUUUGGUGGUUGCAGUCUGCGUUAUUGCAGGUGCUUCUAUUGGGGUGUUAAUUGCACGACUGUUGAAAUCACGUAAAUAUACCGCACCAUAUACUAGGAACUUUUCUUCAAAAUACACUGAUAUAAUAAAAAGAGAAGGAAAUGGAAAUGUUGAACAUAGUGAUGAGACCGCACGUAUAAUGGUUAUUUAUGGAAGUAGUUCUGGUAAUGCUGAAGGUUAUGCUAAAAACUUGGUAUCGGAUUUAAAAGAACGUGGUGCUGAUGUAUCACUUAUUGAUCCCUCUUCAUGGUCUCAUUUAAGUCAGUUUAACUCGAAUCAACCUCUUUUCCCAAUGAAUGCGAAAGGUGAACCUCCUAUUGUAAUAUUUAUAGUUGCAACUACAGGUGAAGGAGAAGUCCCAGCCAACUUUUAUUGUCUCUUUGCAGAGAUGCGAUCAGCUUUGCAAAAGGGAGGAACAGAAGGUAAAAUGGUAUUUUCUAACGUAUCCUAUGCUGUUUUUGCUUUAGGUGAUAGCUCUUAUAAGUACUUUUGUCGAGGAGGAUUAGAUGUCAAUAUGUUUCUUAAAAGAGGUGGAGGAAAAGAGUUGCUACCUGUUGUUAUUGGGGAUGCACGAAAUCCACUACAAGAAGAAGUAUUUGAAGAAUGGGAAGAAAAACUUAUGGGAGUUCUUGAAGAACGAUGUGGAAUAGUAUUAACUGCUGGAUCCGAUGCUCCUCCUAAACCCCAAUUAAUAUUUCAGUUUACACCUGAAAAAACUGUUAGUCCAUUACCCUAUAUUCCACCACCUUCAUUACUAGAACCAUCUAUGCAAAACCCUGUUCAACUUGUAGUAAAAGGGAAGAACUCACGUACAGUGCAACGAGAUGAUGAUGGUAGUUUUAUUCUUCAUCUUGUUUUAAGUAGUGAGGAUCACAUGAUAACUUAUCAAGCAGGAGAUCAUCUUGGUAUUUAUCCAGCUAAUUUACCUGAUAUAAUUGAAGCGUAUCGAAUAGUAUUAAAUAUUUCUGAAAAAGAAUGGAUGACACCUGUAGAAUUGUGCACAACUGCAAAUGCAAGAUCUCGAGCCUCAUUAAGAAAUACAUUUCCUGCACGUGUUACUUUACAAAAAGUAUUUGAAUAUUAUUUAGAUUUAUCAGGUAAACCUCGUAAGUCAAUGUUGCGUGUAUUAGCGAAAUAUUGUUCUGAUCCAAAUGAAAAAAAACUCUUUAUGGAAAUACUUAACCGAGAUAAUCAAAAAAAUAAAAAACAAAAUUCAAAGGAGAUGGAUUCCUCAACUCUAGAAUUAUCAUCAACUUAUUUAUUUCGAACCUUACUAGAUUAUCUGAAAAAAUUUCCAAGUUGUUGUUCUAUACCUAUAGGUCACUUCUUGGAGAUGAUGCCACGGGUUCAACCACGGUAUUACUCCAUAGCCUCAGAUAUGAUGACACAUCCAAAAACGAUAGAAGCGUUUAUCCGAAUUGUUCCUGAUGGAAUGAAUUCAAAAUAUCUUCAAAGUAUUUCAGUUGGAGAAAAGAUAACUGCCUUUAUUCAUAAAUCUACAUUUCAUCUUCCUGCAAAGUGUGGUGAACGUCCAGUUGUGAUGAUUGGACCUGGUACAGGUGUUGCCUCUAUGAUAGGUUUCUGUUAUCGACGGGCGGCAUUGAUGAAAAAACAACCAAAUGCGGCAUUUGGUCCAAUGGUUCUUUUCUUUGGGGCCCAACGACGUGAGAGUGAGUACUUUGUACGGGAAGAGUUAGAAGGAUGGUGUCCUCAAGGCGAAGGGAAACUCCCAGACGCAGAGGUGUUCCCACCUCCUGUUCUCACACUCUUGGAUUUGGCCUUUAGUCGGGAUCAGUGUGAAAAGUACUAUGUGACAGACCUUAUAGAAAAGCAUAAAGAUUAUCUUUUUAAACUUCUUACUAGUAAUGCAAAUGGUGGAUGCCUUCUUUAUGUUUCAGGAAAUGCUUCUGAAAUGGCAAAAAGUGUAGAUCAGGCUUUGGUAAACCUUUUAGUUUACGGUGGAAUGACUCGCACUGCGGCAUCUAAAUUUUUACAGAACAUGGAAAACGAACAUAAGUUUAUGAAAGAUGUGUACUAA